Messenger RNA from Tyto alba (common barn owl), 3889 nucleotides. It is a transcript of the gene TMEM106B, whose product is annotated as transmembrane protein 106B. Bases 435 to 1262 code for a protein of 275 amino acids. Lineage: Eukaryota; Metazoa; Chordata; Aves; Strigiformes; Tytonidae. Gene Ontology annotation, biological process: dendrite morphogenesis; lysosomal transport; lysosome localization. The transcript is spliced from 9 exons. Gene Ontology annotation, cellular component: lysosomal membrane. The record is from RefSeq and is a predicted model, not a curated record.
UCCGGGAGGGGAGCCGGGGCCGCGGCCGGGUUGGCGGAGGCGGCGGGAGCCGGGCCCGGCGCGGCGCGGCCUGUGGCUGCGAGGCCCUGCCGGAGCUGGGCGCUGGGAGCGGGACCGCGGCGGUCGUUCGUGGGCUUCGGCGAGGCCUGCGCCGGCCCGCGGCUGGGCCUUGCUUACCUCCGGGCGGCCGGGGGGGCUGCCCGCCCCCUCCGCGGCCAGACCCUGCCCGCCCGGGGCAGCGGCCCAGCUCGCCGGGCCUCGGUCCGCACCCGCCGGCUGGAAACUUCGCCGUGUUUGUGAGGGCAGCCGCCGCUCUGGCUUGACGGGCGAGAAAAUCGACACUGAAUUCAGGGAAACUCCAGACAAGUCCAGGGAGACUGGGGUGUAUACAUCGCUUAUGAGGGAGAGACUUGUUCAAAACACAACUGUUAAGCAUGGGAAAAUCACUUUCUCACUUGCCUAUGCAUGCAUGCAAGGAAGACGGCUAUGAUGGCAACACAGUGUCUGAUAAUAUGAGGAACAGGUUGGUUCACUCGGAGUCGCACAACGAUGACAGCAGAUGUGGAGAUGUAUCGCAGUUUCCCUACGUGGAAUUUACAGGAAGGGACAGUGUCACCUGCCCGACUUGCCAGGGAACAGGAAGGAUUCCACGAGGGCAGGAAAAUCAGCUGGUAGCAUUAAUUCCAUACAGUGAUCAGAGACUGAGGCCAAGAAGAACAAAGCUCUAUGUGACUGCUUCUGUAAUUGUAUGUUUACUACUUUCUGGGCUGGCUGUAUUCUUCUUGUUUCCUCGCUCAAUUGAUGUUGAAUACAUUGGUGUGAAGUCAGUAUAUGUCACUUAUGAACAGGGUAGACAUAUAAUAUAUCUAAAUAUUACGAACACACUAAAUAUAACAAACAACAACUAUUAUUCUGUUGAAGUAGCAAAUAUCACAGCGCAAGUUCAGUUUUCGAAAACAGUUAUUGGCAAAGCACGGCUAAACAACAUCACCAACAUUGGUCCUCUGGAUAUGAAGCAGAUUGACUAUAUGGUGCCCACAGUCAUACAAGAUGAAAUGAGCUACAUGUUUGACUUCUGUACUUUAGCAUCUAUCAAAGUGCAUAACAUAGUAGUGAUGAUGCAAGUGACAGUGACAACGUCUUACUUUGGCCACUCAGAGCAAAUAUCCCAGGAGAGAUACCAGUAUGUGGACUGUGGAGGAAACACAACCUACCAGCUGGGCCAGUCGGAAUAUUUAAAUGUACUUCAGCCUCCGCAAUAAAAGCACCUGUUGGUUAGUGUGGAAUGACUGCUGUUGAUGCUUGCACAGAUCCUUUGAAUAGGACUGGUACUAUGUGAAGGGGGAAGUAUGUGCAUGUAAAGCAUAGCAAACAUGGUGACCUGUUCACUUUAGAUGCAAAGAGGGAAAAGGUGCAAAAUGUAUAUAGAUGCACUUGUUAAAUGUUGUGUUUUCCCCUUCUGUUUGCUUUCUAUUACUGUAAACACUUCUGUCAAGUUGUGUGGUGGGAGGGAGAGGGGGAAUAUCAGAUUCUUGAACUGAAUCAGGACCUUACCUUACAGUGUGGUACAUCAACUUAGAGUAAUUGUGUGUAUGUCUGUGUUUAGGUGAAAUGUGUCACUAAUGAGCAUUUUAGAAAAAUUGGUACUCAAAUUUUAAGUUUAUACUUCAGUUCUUGACAUUUGACUAUUGAAACUGGCAGUAUUACUACUUAAGUAACAACAUUAUUUUGAGGUAUCUGAGUGUAAAACUUCUAUUAGUAAUCCAGUGGCAGUAGUUCUUUAUUUUGGGAUUCUACUUUUUUUGUUUACUAUACAUGAUUAGAGGUGACUUGCAGUCUGUGAAAGCCAGGAAAGCUCUCUUGAAUGACACUAUACUUGAAUGUGCAACUUCUAGAAUCUGGCAUCUUUCAUUCAUAUUCCCUCCUGCUACCUCUGGGAUGUUACAAGGUGAAUGUAUGUUGUUAGUUUUAAAGUUGAACUUAAAACAAAAAACAACCCCCCAGAAUCAUUACUGACAAAGGCAGAAUUCAAGACUGUAGCAAAUGAAUGGGUGAAGACUUUGAUGGUAUCUUCCUGCUUUGUUUUUAGUAAACUUUUGAAGACAGCUGUUAAAAUCGAGAUUGUGCGGUUGGAACUAGGUGGGAAACUGAGCAUGGGUUUGGGCAGCUUGAUGUCAAUUUUCAUCAUUUUUAUUAGUUUAAUGUACUGUGUAUCUAAGCUACUUGUAAGUGUUAAUAUGUUGGGGUGUGCAUAUUUAGCACGCAGGCUCGGUAAGCAACGCAGUAGUUAUCUGAAUCUUCACAGCACUCAGUUCACAUCAAAGUUGUGUAAGGAAGAAUAAAGCAACUCUUGCUGUAAGGGUAAAUGCUGAUGUAAUAGUGAGACUUGGCUUGUUACAAAGCUAUUAAAUAGUUUCAGUAGGAUAUUUUGCACAGUGAGAAAUUCCGGGGAUAUUAUCAAAUGUGGUGAUUUUAAAUUCUGUGUCCAAAUUUGCUUGACUUCUGAAGACCAACUGUUCUAAGGGUUAGGUACUAAACUUUUUUAUUAACUAGAUCAGGAUUGUUUUAUUUCUGAAUUAAGUAAGAUGCAGCUGUAAGAAGGUACUAUUGAGACUGUUGCAUUGUAAUGAAUAUCUUUUUAAAUAGAUUUUGCAGUUUUUAUGCUGCUCAUCUCCUGGAAAUAAGCUAUAAAAAGGAAUUAGCAAUAAACACUAUGGAAAAAGGCUGCUGAGUAACUUCUUCAAUUAACAAUCUCUUAUGUUCCAUUACUUCGGUGAAGGUACAUGUCUAUAUUGCUCUUUCCUUUAUUGGCCUUUUUUAGGUGGACCUAAUUAGGUGAGUGGGGGAAAGAAUAUUGAUGAUACAAGACAGAUUUAAAAGAAAUUAAGUGACCAUACAAAAAAGCCUUCCUGUGCUUGAAUUGCUAUGAGCACUUAUUCUGAAUGUCUGUGAAAAAUUUUGGAACCUGAACUGUUUAGGAAUUGUUGAUAAGAUGAAUAUGUCAGCUUUUAGCUUUGGAGAACUUCUGGAACUGGAAUACUCAGUUCUGACUUACUGUAGUUACAUUCUGAAAAUCAUUCUUGGAUCUGGGCACUUAAAAGUAAGCAUUCUUUAUUACAACUUACAACACAGGGGAAACUAGUUCACAACUGACUAAUCUUCCUAGAGCAUAGAUGAGGCACAGUCCUGUGGCUGCUAAAAUGCAUGCAGAAGCUUACCAGGUAGUCUGAAAAGAUACCAGUGAUAACUGAAGACCAGAGUGGGUAGCUGGCUAGAAGCAGAGGGUUAAACUUUUCUGUGUUAUCUGUUGUAGAAAGAUCUGUUUAUAUUGGAGAGUAGGGAGAGAAUUCUGGUUUAAAUAAUGUCAGAUCUGAAGUCAGCCAGCAAGUGAUACCAGUUUUUUCUUCUAGGCCAAAGUAUUUGCACCUGGAGUGUUGGUUUUGUUUGAGGCUUGUUGUCCCUUUGUUUUAAAGUAGAAAAUGAAAACAGCUCUAGGCGGCAGAUACUAUAUCAAUUUAAACAAAUUUUUCUUCAAAGGAUAAAAGGUAAUCUAAAAUAACUGGAAUGGCACAAUGAUAAAAUUACUCAGUGACAGUAACAAAAGCUGCUUGAACAAGCAGGGAAGCGGGAGGUUACACUGUUACACAGUGUUAAGACUCAAACUGACCUUUGAAAGUUCGGCAGGCAUGUUGAGCAAAAUACAUACUUAAAUGUGUGGAUCUUAUGUUGCAUGAAAUGCAACUGUCUAAUUUAAAAUAAUUCAUAUGAGUGGAAUUAUUCUGUCCAUGUAUGUGGUAAAAGGAGGAAGAUACAAGUCUUAGUGUCUGUCAUCUGGGAUAUCUAACAGACGUAAACUUUAACACCAUCAAAUUACAGUAGAUUUAUGGAA